CCAAAAAUACUCAGGGGAGACCAAGACGAGAAUCCCGAACUGUGGGAAUACGAACCUGCAAACUCUCUUUCUUUUCUUCUUCCUCUUUAUCGUCAAGUCCUUCAAUUAUCAUUGCGAGCGAUGGGAGAAGGACCAUUGUGGUGAUUGCAACUCGUUCUUUUACCUUUCUUUGUCAAUGGAGACUUAACGAAGAUACGACGACCGAAUAGACAACUUCAUUCCCUUGACGGACGAACCCACAAGACGCUUGAUGCGUACCCCUUAUUACGACACCAACAACAUCAAUAUUGAGCUUCUUGCAUUUGCAGCACUCGUUCGACCAGCAAAUUUCAAUUGAGGAUCUGCCACCGAUUCGCAGAUUCCUCUCAGCCAACAUUCCACGCCUCAACCCCGCCAUAAAGCCACCUCCCUACGCCCUCACCCUCACCCUCCAUCAGCCACCACUCCCUUUACAAAACCCAAAUGUCCCUCCGCAGUCCACGAUCACCCACUGAUUUCUCUCGCCGCGGAUUCCAACCUCUGCCACGAGAAACAGAACCCUCAAAUCCAGCCAUGUCCUACUCACCCCCCGAACAAGUAGGCAUCCCCCUCACCUCAGUGCAAACCCGCUCUUCGUCCACCGGGGCCCGAAAACCCGGCGAGGGAGCCAUCUCCUCCUCCGACUUUGCAAACCAACCUACAUUCCGCGAUGACGAGAAGAAAGGGCUUUUCAAACGAAGUGGAGCCGCCGGGCGAAGGAAGGUCAAGAAGAUAAACAGCAAGCCGGUACGCGUUGGCACGGAUGGGGAAGAGAUUUCCGUCAAUGGGCUCGGUCGAUUCUACAAUAAAGUCGUCAACUUUAGUGUUGUGACGAGAUACCUGGUUUAUGUUGCCCCCAUAGCAAUGCUGAUCGCGGUCCCUAUCGUCCUUUUCGCGGUCCUGAACAACGAGGCCCUGUUUGCUGGAACCAAUAUCCGCGUCUACAUAUUCUGGACCUGGAUCGAAAUCGUCUGGCUGUCAAUCUGGGUCUCGAAACUGGUGUCCAAGGCCAUACCCUACGUGUUCAUGUUCCUGUGCGGCGUCGUGAGCUCGGGGACCAGGAAAUACGCCAUGAUUUUGAAGGCGGUGGAGAUCCCGCUUAGUUUGGUCGGAUGGAGUGUGACGAGCUUGGUUACAUUUACGGCGCUGACGAGUGCGAAGUUGAAUCAUGCGCCGACACUGCAUUGGGUUACGGUUGUGAAGCAGAUCUUGGGGCCGUGUCUGAUUGCGAGUAUUCUUUACUUGAUUGAGAAGAUGUUGAUUCAGCUUAUUUCGAUUAAUUACCAUCGACGGUCAUUCGAAGGGCGGAUCAAGGAUUCGAAGAGGAGUGUACAUCUUUUGGGAUUGCUGUUUGAGGCUAGUAGGACGUUGUUCCCGAUGUAUUGUCCUGAGUUCAGGGAGGAGGAUUAUGUUAUCAGCGACAGUAUCGAAGUCAUGCUCGCCAACUCACUUGGAACUCCAGGACAUAAGAGAUCUGGAUCUGCGACACCAAUGAAGCUUAUUGGAAAUAUCGGUGGUGGAAUUGGUCGUGUUGGAGACAAGGUUACAUCGGUUUUUGGCAACAUUGCUUCUGAAAUUACCGGGAAGCAAGUCUUCAACCCUAAUUCGGCACAUUCAGUCGUUGUCGAGGCUUUGGAAAAGACGAGAGCUUCGGAAGCGUUGGCAAAGAGAUUGUGGAUGUCUUUUGUUGUUGAAGGAAAGGAAGCUCUUUACCCGGAAGACGUAGAGGAAGUUCUGGGUCCAGCCAGAAAAGAUGAAGCUACAGAAGCUUUUGCUGCUUUGGAUAAUGAUGCAAAUGGUGAUAUCAGUUUGGAUGAGAUGAUUAUGAAGGUUGUAGAGAUUAGCAGAGAUAGGAAGGCUAUUUCUGCUAGUAUGCGAGAUGUUGGACAGGCUAUUGGUGUUUUGGAUCAAGUUUUGGUGGCCAUCUUGUUUGUCAUUGUAAUUUUUAUCUUCGUUGCUUUCCAAGACACAAACUUCGUCACCACCCUCGCAACAGCUGGAACCACUCUUUUGUCACUCUCCUUCGUGUUCGCAGCCACAACUCAAGAAUUCCUCGGUUCCUGCAUCUUCCUUUUUGUAAAACACCCCUACGACGUCGGCGACCGCGUCGACAUCGUCGGCCCAACCCAAGAAUUCCUCGUCGUCGAACAAAUCUCCCUCCUCUUCACAGUCUUCAAACGCAUCGACUCAAUGAAAAUGGUCCAAGUCCCCAACAUCGUCCUCAACAACCUCUGGAUCGAAAACAUCACCCGCUCCAAAGCCAUGAAAGAGCAACUCGACAUGUUCAUCUCCUUCGACACCUCCCUCGAAGACAUCGAACUGCUGCGCUCGGAAAUGGAAUCCUUCGUCCGCCACCCCGACAAUUCCCGCGAUUUCCAAUCCGACAUCAUCCUCGAAGCCACCGGCAUCGGCAGCAUGGAUAAGAUGCAACUCAAGAUCGAAAUCCGCCACAAGUCCAACUGGCACAACGAAACCGUCCGCGCGGCCCGCCGCUCCAAAUUCAUGUGCGCCCUCGUCCUCGCCCUGCGCAAGGUCCCCAUCUACGGGCCUGGCGGUGGCGGCGAGCCCUUAGGCGGCGCCACGAAUCCCGGGUACUCGGUCGCGGUCCCGGAUUCCUGGGCCGUCGACGCGAGAGACAAAGCCGCGAAAGCAAAAGAAGGCAAGAGACUCGUGCCCUCGAAAACAAAAGAGAAAGACACGGGAAGCUCCGGCCCCGCAAGCGAGGAGAAAGCAGCAGGGCAGCUCAACUCCCGCCGUCCGACAGAGGACCCCUCCGCGGCGUGGGGGGCGCGGGACGACGUCACGUUGGGUAGUAGGGAGGGGAGUCUAGAUCGGCAGCGCAGCCAGGAGAUCGAUGAGUUGAAGCAGACGUUGCUUAAGAGGGAAUCUACCAGGGGAAGACGGAGGCCGGGGGAGAGUAUGCCGCCGGUUCCUGGUUCGGGGGCGGGGGCGGGGUUUCCGGGAAUGAGUCUUACGCCAGCGGAUGAGAGGGCGGGGAUGAGUUUCAUGGGGAGCACGGGCGAGGUGACCAUUCCUGUCAAUCCUAGCCUUAGUCUGAGUGGACGUACGACGGUGAUCGGGGGUACGACUCAGAUGGUGGUGAGCGGGGCAACAGUGCCAUUCCGGACGAGUGGAGCGAUGAGCCCAGCGAGUACCGUAAGCAGUACAAGUACGAAAAAGAAGAACGCGGCAGCGGCGACGGGGGUGCCUGGACUUUUGGGCGUGGUUGUGGGUGGGAUGCUGGGGGUGGUGGUUAUGCUGUGA
Messenger RNA from Mollisia scopiformis, 3282 nucleotides. RefSeq lists its product as uncharacterized. Gene Ontology annotation, molecular function: calcium ion binding; calcium channel activity. Gene Ontology annotation, biological process: calcium ion transmembrane transport; intracellular calcium ion homeostasis. Lineage: Eukaryota; Fungi; Ascomycota; Leotiomycetes; Helotiales; Mollisiaceae. Bases 463 to 3282 code for a protein of 939 amino acids. Gene Ontology annotation, cellular component: membrane. The record is from RefSeq and is a predicted model, not a curated record. The transcript has 3 exons.